Messenger RNA from Oncorhynchus keta (chum salmon), 2439 nucleotides. Its product is annotated as SWI/SNF-related matrix-associated actin-dependent regulator of chromatin subfamily E member 1-like. Lineage: Eukaryota; Metazoa; Chordata; Actinopteri; Salmoniformes; Salmonidae. The transcript has 12 exons. Gene Ontology annotation, molecular function: nucleosomal DNA binding; nuclear receptor binding. Gene Ontology annotation, cellular component: SWI/SNF complex. Gene Ontology annotation, biological process: negative regulation of DNA-templated transcription. Bases 391 to 1704 code for a protein of 437 amino acids. The record is from RefSeq and is a predicted model, not a curated record.
CCUAGCGGUAAGCAAUGAUUAAGCAUAUUAACUCACUGGGUGCAAGUCAGCGGUUCCUCUCCGAAUCAGUAGACGGCGUGUUCUACGAAAUCGUGUUUUAAAUCCGCAGUUAUUCACCAGCGAAAAAAAUACAGACGCGCUUUCGAGGGAACAAAGAAAGGAGCUCGGGGGUUGGUGUUCCCACAAGGCCAUAUCUCCAGCUCUUGUUUACGGAAGCCAGACAGAAAUCAUAGCCGGCCACCUGUGCUAAUGAGCUAUCGAGCUUGCUUCGAACACCUGGCUGUACGCAACAGUGGGGAGGAAGUGUAGUUCUUCAACUGGAGAAACAACUUCUGUGCAAAUACUUGCCAAUGACAAGAAUAGCUUGAAAUCCACAAUUCCUCAGCCAAGAUGUCAAAAAGGCCAUCAUAUGCACCUCCCCCCACCCCAGCCCCCACAACUCAAGUGCCCAACACCCCUGGGUUUGUGGGGUACAACCCAUACAGCCAUCUGGCCUACAACAACUACAGGCUGGGAGGGAAUACCGGCAGCAACAACAGGAAUUCCUCAGGAAUCACUGUUCCCAAGCCGCCCAAACCGCCAGACAAGCCGCUGAUGCCCUACAUGCGGUACAGCCGGAAGGUAAGCAGGAAGGUCUGGGACCAAGUCAAAGCCUCCAAUCCGGAUCUGAAGUUAUGGGAGAUUGGAAAGAUUAUUGGUGGCAUGUGGAGGGACCUCACUGAAGAGGAGAAGCAGGAUUACUUGAAUGAAUAUGAAGCGGAAAAGAUUGAGUACAACGACUCCCUGAAGGCCUACCACAACUCACCGGCUUACCUGGCCUACAUCAAUGCCAAGAACCGUGCCGAGGCGGCUCUGGAGGAGGAGAGCAGACAGCGGCAGACCCGCGUUGAGAAGGGAGAACCUUACAUGAGCAUCCAGCCUGCUGAAGACCCAGAUGACUAUGACGAUGGGUUCUCCAUGAAGCACACGGCCACCGCUCGCUUCCAGAGGAACCACCGGCUCAUCAGUGACAUCCUCAGUGAGAUUGUGGUGCCAGAUGUGCGCUCUGUCGUCACCACUGCACGCAUGCAAGUCCUCAAGCGCCAGGUCCAGUCCCUCAUGGUGCACCAGAGGAAGCUGGAAGCAGAGCUGCUGCAAAUAGAGGACCGGCACCAGGACAAGAAGAGGAGAUUCCUGGAGACUACAGACUCCUUCAACAGUGAGCUCAAACGGCUGUGCGGUCAGAAGGUGGAGGUAGACAUGGAGAAGCUGGCAGCAGAGAUUGCUGUGGCAGAGGAGACUGCAAGGCGGCGGGCAGAGGAGAGGGAGAAGGAAGCGGCGGAGCAGGCAGAGAAGGCGACUCAGGCCCAGGAACAGCAAGAGCAGCAGCAGGCAGCAGCAGCCUCCGCUUCAUCUACCCUGCCCAUCACUGAACAGAACAACACCACCCCACCAACCACAGAGAACAAGGAGGACCAGGACAAGCCAACUCCUAUGGAGACCGAAGAGACUCCUGCAUCAGAGACAUCUGAGACCCAGCCUGAGGCUGAGGAGGGCACACCUGCUGCAGAGAAGCAGCAGGGCCCACCGGUGGAGAGCAUCACGGACGAGGGAACCAGUGACAGCACCGCCCCAUCCGAGAGCAGCACCGGACCCCCUGCAGACCCCCCUGCUUCAGCUGAACCUGCCCCAGAGGAACGCCCAGCCAGCCAGCCCUCCCAAUAACAUCUCUGUAGAAGGGCACGUCUCUCUCUGAGGACACCCUCCAACUUGUAGACUAGGGUCAUGCUUUGUGGGCACAGUGCUGCAUAUCAAAAAUAUUAGAAUGUAUAGAAGUCAUUUCAUGGGUAGAGAUGUCCAUAGUUUUGUACAUUCUGUGUGUUAUUUGCGAUGUCGUGCAACCCUGUGCCCAUUUAAAUAUGACCCUGUGAUGUUCUUCCACCAUCCCCACACUCAGUUUGUUUGACAUUUCUAAUGAUCUUAUGGAUUUCUGGAUUCAUACCACAAGCCAACCGUUCCUCUUUAGCUAUUGGCGUUGAUAGAACAGGGAGGGGCCUAGGCCUAAUUUAUUCCAUACCCAAUUGACAAUGGUUUUUAAAUGCUGUUUUUGUUGCCUUUUUUAAUUUUUUAAAUCUAACUUUUAGUUAGUAAUCAAUAUGGUGUGGACUGUUAGUGAUAGAUUAAAUUCAGAAUUCAUAUGAAAUGGCCAGUCCUUGAAUAUCACCUAUUAUAUCACAGCAAAUGGAUAAUUUGUGAACUGUUUUACAUUAGCUGUUUGCAACUGCACAGCUGUGUCAAACCCUGUUUCUGUGUAUCACCACUAGAGAAAUGGUCAGGAUGAACCUCAGAUAACCUCAUGCAUUCAAAUGACUGUUUUUACUUGAAUUUGAGUAUGCCUCUGCAAUUUGCAUCUUUUUUUGUACUGUCAAGCCUCUUGCCCAAAUAAAAGUAAUUUCUGUC